Pistacia vera is the source of this 634-nucleotide messenger RNA. RefSeq lists its product as uncharacterized. The coding region runs from base 110 to 601 and encodes 163 amino acids. The record is from RefSeq and is a predicted model, not a curated record. Lineage: Eukaryota; Viridiplantae; Streptophyta; Magnoliopsida; Sapindales; Anacardiaceae. The transcript has a single exon.
CACAUUUUUGAAACCAAACUCAAAAUCUAACCAAUAAAAAACACUCACACAAAAGCAAAGAGAGGAAGAAGAAGAAAAAACUGAGAGAAGAAGGGAAGAGAGAACCCUAAUGGCAACAGGCAAGAGUUACUAUCCCCGACGACCCAGCUAUCGAUUCCUCCCCAGUGACUCACCUCAUUUAGGGACGGCAAACGAGUCGUCGUCAUUCGAACUCGACGAGUCUGACUUCUACAACAAUUCGGACCCCUCAACCGAGUUCCCCUGCAAACCCACCGUUUCUAGUUCCCGGAUGAGCAAAAAAGCAACCAAGCGUUCCGAUUCUACGGGUGGGACCCCCUCUUCGCUGCCGGUUAACAUACCUGACUGGUCCAAGAUAUUGAAGGAUGAGUACAGGGACAACCGGCGGGCGGAUAGCGACGACGAUGACUUGAACGGCGAGGGAAGCGUGAGGGUUCCACCGCACGAGUUUUUGGCGAGGCAGAUGGCCAGGACGAGAAUCGUUUCGUUUUCGGUUCACGAAGGUGUGGGGAGGACUUUGAAAGGAGGCGAUCUAACGAGGGUACGAAAUGCAAUUUGGGAAAAAACUGGGUUCCAAGAUUGAAAAAAAAAAAACCAUCAAAUCCUUCAAAAAAAA